AAAGCGGAGGGGAAGGGGAGGGACGCGCGCGGCUCCUACCAGGAGGCGAGUGGGUGCAACCGGCGCCCUCCAGCCGCGCGGGGCGGCGGACUCGGAGGAUUCAGAACCCGGAGCGCGGCGGCCGCUGGCGCCCGGGAGGAAGAGGAGGAGUAGGAGGCGGGCGGGCGGGUGCGCAGCGCGAAGAGGCAGCCUCCGCGCUGCCCGGCUCGGCGGCAGCUCAUGAUGCCUCAGAUCUGAUCCUCAUCUAACAGGCUGGCAAUGAAGAUACCCAGAGAAUAGUUCACAUCUAUCAUGCGUCACUUCUAGACACAGCCACCAGACGCGUCUCCUCCCCUCUCUGCCUGACCUGUGGCUUAGGGACACAUCCCACUGCCUCUCUUGACGUCUGCCUGGUCAACCAUCACUUCCUUGGAGAAUAAGGAGAGAGGCGGACGCAGGAAAUCAUGCCACCGAUGGGCCACCAGCCAUGAGUGGGUGACGCUGAGUUGACGUCAAAGACAGAGAGGGCUGAAGCCUUGUCAGCACCUGUCACCCCGGCUCCUGCUCUCAGCGUAGCCUGAAGCCUGGCUCCUCCUGGUGAAAUCAUCUUGGCCUGAUAGCAUCGUGAGGUCUUCAGACAGGACCCCUUGGAAGCUGGUUACCAUGGAGGAUCACAUGUUCGGUGUUCAGCAAAUCCAGCCCAAUGUCAUUUCUGUUCGUCUUUUCAAGCGCAAAGUUGGGGGCCUGGGAUUCCUGGUGAAGGAGCGGGUCAGUAAGCCACCCGUGAUCAUCUCCGACCUGAUUCGUGGGGGCGCCGCGGAGCAGAGUGGCCUCAUCCAGGCCGGAGAUAUCAUUCUUGCGGUCAACGGCCGGCCCUUGGUGGACCUGAGCUAUGACAGCGCCCUGGAGGUACUCAGAGGCAUUGCCUCCGAGACCCACGUGGUCCUCAUUCUGAGGGGCCCUGAAGGCUUCACCACGCACCUGGAGACCACCUUUACAGGUGAUGGGACCCCCAAAACCAUCCGGGUGACACAGCCCCUGGGUCCCCCCACCAAAGCUGUGGAUCUGUCUCACCAGCCAUCGGCCGGCAAAGAACAACCCCUGGCAGUGGAUGGGGCCUCGGGUCCUGGGAAUGGGCCUCAGCAUGCCCAAGACGAUGGGCAGGAGGCUGGCUCGCUCCCCCAUGCCAACGGCCUGGCCCCCAGGCCCCCGGGCCAGGACCCUGCAAAGAAAGCAGCCAGAGUCGGCCUCCAAGGCAGAGGGGAAAACAAUGAACUGCUCAAGGAGAUAGAGCCUGUGCUGAACCUUCUCACCAGUGGGAGCAGAGGGGUCAAGGGAGGGGCACCUGCCAAGGCAGAGAUGAAAGAUAUGGGAAUCCAGGUGGACAGAGAUUUGGACGGCAAAUCACACAAACCUCUGCCCCUCGGUGUGGAGAACGACCGAGUCUUCAAUGACCUAUGGGGGAAGGGCAAUGUGCCUGUCGUCCUCAACAACCCAUAUUCAGAGAAGGAGCAGCCCCCUGCCUCAGGAAAACAGUCCCCCACAAAGAAUGGCAGCCCCUCCAAGUGUCCACGCUUCCUCAAAGUCAAGAACUGGGAGACUGACGUGGUUCUCACUGACACCCUCCACCUUAACAGCACAUUGGAAACGGGAUGCACUGAGUACAUCUGCAUGGGCUCCAUCAUGCUUCCUUCUCAGCAUAUACGGAGGCCUGAAGAUGUCCGCACAAAAGAACAGCUCUUCCCUCUCGCCAAAGAGUUUAUUGAUCAAUACUAUUCAUCAAUUAAAAGAUUUGGCUCCAAAGCCCACAUGGAAAGGCUGGAAGAGGUGAACAAAGAGAUCGAAACCACUAGCACCUACCAGCUCAAGGACACAGAGCUCAUCUACGGGGCCAAGCAUGCCUGGCGGAAUGCCUCGCGCUGUGUGGGCAGGAUCCAGUGGUCCAAGCUGCAGGUAUUCGAUGCUCGCGACUGCACCACAGCCCACGGGAUGUUCAACUACAUCUGCAACCACGUCAAGUAUGCUACCAACAAAGGGAACCUCAGGUCUGCCAUCACCAUAUUCCCCCAGAGGACAGACGGCAAGCACGACUUCCGAGUCUGGAACUCCCAGCUCAUCCGCUACGCAGGCUACAAGCAGCCCGACGGCUCCACCCUGGGGGACCCGGCCAAUGUGCAGUUCACAGAGAUUUGCAUACAGCAGGGCUGGAAACCCCCGAGAGGCCGCUUUGAUGUCCUGCCGCUCCUGCUUCAGGCCAACGGCAAUGACCCUGAGCUCUUCCAGAUUCCUCCAGAGCUGGUGUUGGAAGUUCCCAUCAGGCACCCCAAGUUUGAGUGGUUCAAGGACCUGGGUCUGAAGUGGUACGGCCUCCCUGCUGUGUCCAACAUGCUCCUGGAGAUUGGCGGCCUGGAGUUCAGCGCCUGUCCCUUCAGUGGCUGGUACAUGGGCACAGAGAUUGGUGUCCGCGACUACUGUGACAACUCCCGCUACAAUAUCCUGGAGGAAGUGGCCAAGAAGAUGAACUUAGACAUGAGGAAGACGUCCUCCCUGUGGAAGGACCAGGCGCUGGUGGAGAUCAAUAUCGCAGUUCUCUAUAGCUUCCAGAGUGACAAAGUGACCAUUGUUGACCAUCAUUCCGCCACCGAGUCCUUCAUUAAGCACAUGGAGAAUGAGUACCGCUGCCGGGGAGGCUGCCCUGCCGACUGGGUGUGGAUUGUGCCCCCCAUGUCCGGAAGCAUCACCCCUGUGUUCCACCAGGAGAUGCUCAACUACCGGCUCACCCCCUCCUUCGAAUACCAGCCUGAUCCCUGGAACACCCACGUCUGGAAAGGCACCAACGGGACCCCCACAAAGCGGCGAGCCAUCGGCUUCAAGAAGCUGGCAGAAGCUGUCAAGUUCUCGGCCAAGCUGAUGGGGCAGGCUAUGGCCAAGAGGGUCAAAGCAACCAUCCUGUAUGCCACGGAGACAGGCAAAUCACAAGCUUAUGCCAAGACCUUGUGUGAGAUCUUCAAACACGCCUUUGAUGCCAAGGUGAUGUCCAUGGAAGAAUAUGACAUCGUGCACCUGGAACAUGAAACUCUGGUCCUCGUGGUUACCAGCACCUUUGGCAACGGAGAUCCCCCUGAGAAUGGGGAGAAAUUUGGCUGUGCUUUGAUGGAAAUGAGGCACCCCAACUCUGUGCAGGAAGAAAGGAAGUGCCCGGAACCCUUGCGUUUCUUUCCCCGUAAAGGGCCUCCCCUCCCCCAUGGUGACACAGAAGUCCACGGUCUGGCUGCAGCCCGUGACAGCCAGCACAGGAGCUACAAGGUCCGAUUCAAUAGCGUCUCCUCCUACUCUGACUCCCAAAAAUCAUCAGGCGAUGGGCCCGACCUCAGAGACAACUUUGAGAGUGCUGGACCCCUGGCCAAUGUGAGGUUCUCAGUGUUUGGUCUUGGCUCACGAGCGUACCCUCACUUUUGCGCCUUCGGACAUGCUGUGGACACCCUCCUGGAAGAACUGGGAGGGGAGAGGAUCCUGAAGAUGAGGGAAGGGGAUGAGCUGUGUGGGCAGGAAGAGGCUUUCAGGACCUGGGCCAAGAAGGUCUUCAAGGCAGCCUGUGAUGUCUUCUGUGUGGGAGAUGAUGUCAACAUUGAAAAGGCGAACAAUUCCCUCAUCAGCAAUGACCGCAGCUGGAAGAGAAACAAGUUCCGCCUCACCUAUGUGGCCGAAGCUCCAGAACUCACACAAGGUCUAUCCAAUGUCCACAAAAAGCGAGUCUCAGCUGCCCGACUCCUUAGCCGUCAAAACCUCCAGAGCCCUAAAUCCAGUCGGUCAACUAUCUUCGUGCGUCUCCACACCAACGGGAAUCAGGAGCUGCAGUACCAGCCUGGGGACCACCUGGGUGUCUUCCCUGGCAACCACGAGGACCUCGUGAAUGCCCUGAUCGAGCGGCUGGAGGACGCACCCCCUGUCAACCAGAUGGUGAAAGUGGAACUGCUGGAGGAGCGGAACACGGCUUUAGGCGUCAUCAGUAACUGGACAGAUGAGCACCGCCUCCCACCCUGCACCAUCUUCCAGGCCUUCAAGUACUACCUGGACAUCACCACGCCACCAACGCCCCUGCAGCUGCAGCAGUUUGCCUCCCUAGCCACCAACGAGAAGGAGAAGCAGCGUCUGCUGGUCCUCAGCAAGGGUUUGCAGGAGUACGAGGAAUGGAAAUGGGGCAAGAACCCCACCAUCGUGGAGGUGCUGGAGGAGUUCCCAUCCAUCCAGAUGCCAGCCACCCUGCUCCUGACCCAGCUGUCCCUGCUGCAGCCCCGCUACUAUUCCAUCAGCUCCUCCCCAGACAUGUACCCUGAUGAAGUGCACCUCACUGUGGCCAUCGUUUCCUACCGCACUCGAGAUGGAGAAGGACCAAUUCACCAUGGCGUGUGCUCCUCCUGGCUCAACCGGAUACAGGCUGACGAAGUGGUCCCCUGUUUCGUGAGAGGAGCACCCAGCUUCCACCUGCCCCGGAACCCCCAAGUCCCGUGCAUCCUCGUUGGACCGGGCACCGGCAUCGCACCUUUCCGAAGCUUCUGGCAACAGCGGCAAUUUGAUAUCCAACACAAAGGAAUGAACCCCUGCCCCAUGGUCCUGGUCUUCGGGUGCCGGCAAUCCAAGAUAGAUCAUAUCUACAGGGAAGAGACCCUGCAGGCCAAGAACAAGGGGGUCUUCAGAGAGCUGUACACGGCUUACUCCCGGGAGCCAGACAAACCAAAGAAGUACGUGCAGGACAUCCUGCAGGAGCAGCUGGCGGAGUCUGUGUACCGAGCCCUGAAGGAGCAAGGGGGCCACAUUUACGUCUGUGGGGACGUCACCAUGGCCGCUGAUGUCCUCAAAGCCAUCCAGCGCAUCAUGACCCAGCAGGGGAAGCUCUCGGCAGAGGACGCCGGCGUGUUCAUCAGUCGGAUGAGGGAUGACAACCGGUACCAUGAGGAUAUUUUCGGAGUCACCCUGCGAACGUAUGAAGUGACCAACCGCCUUAGAUCUGAGUCCAUUGCCUUCAUUGAAGAGAGCAAAAAAGACACUGAUGAGGUUUUCAGCUCCUAACUGGACCCUCUUGCCCAGCCGGCUGCCAGUUUUAUAAGUGCGGACAGACACUGCUGAACCUUCCUCUGGGACCCUGCGUGGCCCUCGCUCUGCCUCCUGUCCUUGUCGCUGUGCCCUGGUUUCCCUCCUCGGGGUUCUCGCCCCUCAGUGGUUUCCUCGACCCUCCUGGGUUUCCUCCUUGAGUUUUCCUGCUGCGAUGCAAUGCUUUUCUAAUCUGCAGUGGCUCCUACAAAACUCUGUUCCCGCCCCCUCUCUUGCUGACAAGGGCAGCUCACGGGUGCAUGAAACCACUGGAACAUGGCCGUCGCUGUGGGGGUUUUUUUCUCUGGGGUUCCCCUGGAAAGGCUGCAGGAACUAGGCACAAGCUCUCUGAGCCAGUCCCUCAGCCGCUGAAGUCCCUUCUCCUUUUUUAUGAUGACAUUUUGGUCGUGCGUGUGUAUAUGCGUGUGUGAUGGGCUGGGUCUCUGUCCAUCCCCUUCCCUGCACAAAUGUAUCGAUCUUAGAUUGCCACUGCUUUCAUUGAAGACCCUCGAUGCCAAGAAACAUGUCCCUGGCCCAUAUUAAUCCCACGCGUGUCCAUAAUUAAGGGUCCACGCCCAUGUACCUGAAACAUUUGGAAGCCCUGUAAUUGUUCUAGUUAGAAAGGGUUCAGGGCAUGGGGAGAGCAGUGGGAAAUUGAUGAAGGGGGCUAUCUCCCAAUGAGAGAGGCAUUCCCAGAAUCUGAUGCAUUUAGAUUCUGAUACCACUGAGCAGAGCCCUCAUGUGACAUGAACCCAUCCAAUGGAUUGGGCAAAUCCCCUCUCCAAACCCAGCCAUCCCAACCAGAAUCACUCGACUUGUGCACGUCCAUUGAGUCCCCCCUUCCAGCAAUACCAAGGGGUCCGGAAGUUAUGUUGCCCAAAGAAGCCCAGUGGCAAUAAGGAUCUUCCGCUUUGCCACCGGGUGACUUUGGAUGGGUCCUUUGUCCUCAGUUUUUCCUAGUCAUAAUGUCAUAUGAACCUAAAGAAUAUGAAUGGAUUAAAUGUUAAAGCUUUGGUGCCUGGAAACAAUAUCAAGUAACAAUAUGAUUGUUAUUUUUUUAUUCCCCCAAAGGGGGCUUGCUGCUUCACCCUUGGGGAUGAAAUGAUGGGAGCUUGUUAAAGUGGAUGAGGUUGGAGAGAGUUGCCACAAUGAGGUCCCACGUGGCUUCUUCAAUAGGAACCACAACUCGGGGUGGGAAGAACUUGGCCCUCAGGCUUGUUGCCCUCUACAGUUGAUCUCCAAAGUUUUAAACCUAUUAAAGUAAUUUUAACAAAUAAAUUAUCCUCAACUCAGAUCAAAAAUGGGCAGCCAAGUCUUCGGCAGGAAUUGGGGCCCAUGCAAUUUCUCCCUAAGAGGCAACCUGUUGAAUUUACUCUCUCAAAGUAAAUGGUGGGAAGGGAUCCCUUUUUAUACUUUUUUAAGUACUAUGAAUUAAUGUCAAGCAGUUCCCAGAAAGAAACAAGAAAUCCUAGUGGCCCCCCAGACUGCAGGGUCCCCAAGGAUGGAAAGGGAAUGUUCUGCUGGUUCUACCCUGUUUGUUGUGUCUUGCCAUACAGAAAAACCACAUUUCUUUUAUAUGCUGUGCGUGGGCAUAUCUUGGUGUUCAGUUUGGGUGCCCGCUAAAGAGGAAAUGCACUGGCCCUCUUUGAAAGGGCUUUACAAUGAGGGCACCAAGACCCCAAAGGACCCAGGCCAGGAGACUGUUAAAGUGAAAAGGCAAUCUAUGUCUCACCUUGCUCUACCAUCCCUGGCAGCCCCCGCCAGUAUCCCGUUACUGCCAUGUGGAGCUUGACUUCAUGCCAGCUUUAAUCUCCCCUGCCUUCCUUUAAUCACAAUUACCCCUGCUCAGUCUUCCACAGAUGUAAAGAACAAAGACUUAGCAUCCCACACUCUCUCUCCAUCCCCUUCCCUGCACAAGUGUGUCGAUGUUAGAUUGCCACUGCUUUCAUUGAAGACCCUCGAUGCCAAGAAACAUGUCCCUGGCCCAUAUUAAUCCCACGCGUGUCCAUAAUUAAGGGUCCACGCCCAUGUACCUGAAACAUUUGGAAGCCCCGUAAUUGUUCUAGUUAGAAAGGGUUCAGGGCAUGGGGAGAGGAUGGGAAAUUGAUUAAGGGGGCUAUCUCCCAAUGAAAGGGGCAUUCCCAGAAUUUGAUGCAUUUAGAUUCCCCUUCUAUCCUGAAGGGAAGCCCAUUCUAAACUCCUUUCCUGCAAACCCAGUUCCAGCUCCUAGUAGCUUUUCUCCAGAAGGCUUUCUUUCCAAUCCUUUAUACCUUUGGAGACGCCUUCCCAGUUCCCCAGGGAAGGAAACUGCUGUGUCCAAUCCCCAUCAAAGAGAAAUUGAUCAGUGCUUCCCACUCCAAGUCAAGCUUUAUGCAGGAAUGCUUUUCCAUCAGGGAAUAAAUACUUAGAAGAGCUUACGAUGUGCCAGGCACCUCCUUUCUGCAUGUCCCUGCCCUUUUAGUAGCAGACAGAUGGAAACAUUGUCUCAUUUUGUCAAGGAGUCCAAAGAAAUGAUUAUAUAACCAGGAUUCAUCCUUCUUCUCCAGAAAGAUUUUUUUUUGUAAGUAAACACCUUUCAAUCCCCAACACAAGCUGCUUCACAACUCCAGGCUAGAAGGCAGGAGGGCGAUCUGAUGUGUUUCUUUCAUUUGCCAGAAUUCCUGAUACCAAAAGCCUCUCUCUGUUGAGUAACCUAUCAAGGACCAGAGUGUAGUCCAGAUUUAGAGUUUAGCUCAGAUCCAGGAUGGGGAAAUACUGCCCUCUUGUGGUGGCUUUUCAUCCAGGCCUUGUAGCCAACCGUAAGUGCAAAAUAGAAUUAACCAAUGGAUGGGCAAAAUAGGGUUGACAGGGUAUUUGGGGGUUGUUCGGGUUAUGGCCCGUUUAUUUCCCUCUUCCCCCUGAAUUGGCCUGUAGCAGCUCCAACCCCAUUUCACAAAAGUGAGUUUGGUCGAGAGGAAUGAGACGUCUCCUGAAAUAGGAACGCUGGAUCAUGCUCACCUGCCAUCACUAUGAAUCCAGUUCCCGCACCUUGUGUCGUGAAAAAGCAGAGAGAUGACAGUUAAACUCCUUGGGAGGAGAGAGGGCUUCCUUUGGUUUCCCUGGAGUGAGACAGCCAGGUGGCUUUCUUUUGCCGGGGGAUGCUUCAGACCCAUCAAAAUGGAAUUUUGGGAGCCAACCUGAGUGCAAAUCCUAAUUCUGCCCCUGUUGGUGCAGAUGGCUGUGGGCGGCUCACUUGACCUUUUAGAGUCUAUCUACCCACCUGUAUAACAAGGUGGAUUGAGUGAGACAAUGCCCACAAAAUGCCCAGUUACAGUACCUGGUUCAAAACUUACUGCAUUUUAAUAUUUCACUUAACUUAUAACAUGUCUUGCUUCUCCAGUGUGUGGAAGGCACCGGAGAGUAUGCAGAGAUAAGGAAAACACAGUUCCUCUCAUGCAGAACGUUAGAAUCUUUUUUUUUUUCUUUUUUCUAGACAAGAAAAGCUCUGUCACCCAGGCUGGACUACAGUGGUACGAUCUCAGCUCCCUGCAUCCUCUGCCUCCCCCAGUUCAAGCGAUUCUCCUGCCUUGGCCUCCUGAGUAGCUGGGACUACAGGUGCCUGCCACCAUGCCCAGCUAAUUUUUGUAUUUUUAGGAGAGUCAGGGUUUCACCAUGUUGGUCAUGCUGGUCUUGAAUUCCUGACCUCAAAUGAUCCACGCACCUCAGCCUCCCAAAGUGCUGGGAUUACAGGAAUGAGCCACCACGCCCGGCCAAAGGUUAUAAUCUGAUGGAGAGAACACCGGUCUUGAAACUGACAUAAAUUUCUGAGGUUUGAGAAAUGGGUGGGAUUUUACUGGUAGCUUCUGGAAGGUAAGAGUUGGUCAGGAAUUGGGAAGAGAGGAAAGGCACAGACAGGGAGCAUGUAAGAUAAAUUGGGGCUGGCUUUGGAAGGCUGAGGAGGGUGAGAAAAGGUGGGCUGGGAUCAGACCGUGGGGAGAGGUGAGUGGCAUGACAAGAAAUUUAGACUUUAUUCAGAUGGCAACAGGGAGUCCCUAACAGUGUUUUUUUUAAAAGGGGACAUUAUGGCGAUUUGAGUUAUGCUUGGAAAAGAAAGUUCUGGCCACAGUAUAGAGCAUGGCCCGUUGACCUGUUGGGGGUUAUUGCUGCAACCAAGGCUUGAGUGAGGGAAGAGGCAGAUGUAGUGAUAAAGAGACUCCAGGAACUGAAUCAGCGUACCUGGCGCCCCAUCUGCUGUAGAGGGUGAGAACAAAGGAGAAAUUAAAACAUCUUGCAGGCUGGGCACGGUAGCUCGUGUCUGUAAUCCCAGCACUUUGGGAGGCCAAGGUGGGUGUAUCAGUUGAGGUCAGGAGUUGGAGACCAGUCAGUCAGUUAGUAGAAAUCCUGACUCUACUAAGAAAAUACAAAAAUUAGCCGGGCAUGGUGGCACGCGCCUGAAGUCUCAGCUACCUGGAAGGCUGAGGCAGGUGGAUCAGUUGAGCCGGGGAAGUGGAGGCUGCAGUAAGCCAAGAUUGUACCACUGCACUCCAGCCUGGGUGAUAGAGCAAGACUCCAUCUCAAAAUAAAAUAAAACAUCUUACCCCUAGCUGAGAGAGAGGUCUCCAAAGAGCAGGCUCAGGCAAAAGAGUUUUCAGAGCUUAUGUGAUAGCUUCUCUGGAGUCGACAGGGUGAAUCCUUCCCAAGUCCAGCCAUGCCCAGAUGCCCGGAGGGAAAACUGACCCCCAGCCAGUAGACAUCGGUUAAGAACACGGAAUCUUCUGACCAAACAUGCUUUCAGCAGCUGCCUGCUCUGGACUUUGAAAGAGGUCAGGUUUUACCCUAAGCUCAAAACAAGUGAGAGUUGUCUUGACCUAGCUCAUGGGACAAAUGGUUCUGACAGGAUGGGCAGUCCAGAUGCCUGAGCCCCAGUGCCUCAUGCAGCCUUUUCAUUCAUGCCAUUAGGAAAUCCAUGGACUUCUAGUCUGUGUUUUAAGCCAGCCAUGUUUCCUUGUGUAUUUCCCUACCCGCUGCCCCAGAUACCCAGCAUACCGCUAUGGCCACCGUGUCCUCAGAGCCUUCUGUCUGUAUCAGGAAGGUAGUCUGAGACUGCCAGGAAGCAACAAGGAGAGAGAAACACUAACUAGUCUUCCUUUAUAACCCAUUCAUACUCUCUGGCUGUCCCCAAACUUCAUAAAGUCUCCUGCAUCCAAAUGUCCUCUUUGGCUCAAAAAGUAGGCCAGGCAUGGUGGUUCAUGCCUGUAAUAGCAUUUUGGGAGACUGAGGUGGGAGGAUUACUUGAGGCCAGGAGUUUGAGACCAGCUUGGGCAACGUAGUAAAAUCUCGUCUCUACAAAAAAAUAAAAUAAAAUUAGCUGGGCAUGGUGGCAUGCUUCUGUGGUCCCAGCUACUUGGGAGGCUGAGGCAGGAGGAUCACUGGAUCCCAGGAGUUCGAGGCGACAGUGAGCUAGGAUGGCAUCACUGCACUCCAGCCUGGGUGACAGAGCGAGACCAUGUCUCUAAAAAAAAAUCAAAAUGAAAGACCAGGUGCUGAGAUUGAGGAAACACAGAUCUGAGGGUCUGAGGGUCUGAGGGUCUGAAGGAAGGGCCUGCCUCCCAGGGAGUCAACACAGAUGUUCCCCAUGAACAGGGAUUUCACCUUUGGAAGUCAACCUGGCCUGGCCUCUGCCCUUUAUCUCACACCCCCUAUCCUUGGCCCACUACCAGUCCCU
This is a messenger RNA of Chlorocebus sabaeus (green monkey), 10774 nucleotides long. Lineage: Eukaryota; Metazoa; Chordata; Mammalia; Primates; Cercopithecidae. The record is from RefSeq and is a predicted model, not a curated record.